This is a messenger RNA of Rotaria socialis, 855 nucleotides long. NCBI's taxonomy places the organism in Eukaryota, Metazoa, Rotifera, Eurotatoria, Philodinida, Philodinidae. The record is from the annotation of a GenBank genome assembly.
AUGCCAAAAAGUAAUCAACAAACAACUGUUAGUGCUUUUGAAGCGUCAGGUACCUAUAAUCUUCAAGAAAUGAUCGCUUUCAUUCGGCAAAAUCCCAAUGUCGCGUUUGGUGUUCAUGAACAUCUUACUCAUCAUACUCAUCCUCACCGUAUAAAUGCUCCAGCUCAAUCAUCAACUCCUCAAACGCCUAAACGAAAUUUAGAUUCAAGUGACAAUGAUGGUGCACAGAUUUCAAAACAACAACGGGUUCUAUCGAAUGGUAAACAAAAAAAGACUCGUGAAAUGAAUUUUUCGAAGGUUCCAAGCCCUGUACACCAAAUGAACAAUAAUAUUCAAUUGAACCACCCUCGACAACAAGCAUCAGUACAACAACAACAUCGAAUUCCUUUUGAACAACCAUCGGAUAUAUCAGCAGCACGUGUAAUUGAAGACUAUUUCAAACAACAAGGAAUCGCAAUAUCGUUUUCACUAGUCGGCCAUGCAGGUAAUAAAUUAAAAUUAGAAGUUAACAACAAAGAAUCGUAUGCAACAUUAAUAAAUACGGAUAAAUGGCCGUCACAAGUCAAUAAUAUCAACAUCACCAUGAGUAAGCCAAAAUUUACUCCGGAUUCCUUUGCGCUUGUGGUUCGAUAUGUACCUCUUCAGUACGAUGACGAGUUUGUCAAGGAAGAAAUUAAACGAAAUCUUCAAUCAGUCGAAAAUAUCAGACAAAUUCAGUAUCGUUUCCAAAGAAGAACAAACGAUUCUCGUUUCGUUAUUAAAGAUUUGGAUGGAUAUAAUUCAACUUUAAAAUUAGGUCGGAUAUCGAUUGGAAAUACAUUUUGCACCAUUACACCAUUCCUGACUGGUAAUUGA